UUGGUCUAGAAUUUAAGUGUGUCUCGGGGGCUCGUUCUGGCCUUUUAUCUAGGCCCAACUGGGAGGGCAUGGAAAAACCUUGAACUAGUCCUUUUGACCUAUAGCUUGUAUUGCUAGGAGCCUUCUCUUUUGGUGGACGAGUGCCUGUGUUCUAGUAUUCUCCACUUGUAACCGAACGCUAUUGCAUCAGCAUCAACAGAACCCUCUUUUCCAUUUUCAGCUGAAAUUUUGCGGGUGAAGCGUAAGAGCAUUCUGAAUGCACAGCUCUCGGACAUCUGCAUUGGAACUACUGCAGCACCCGCGUACCUCCCAGCCCAUUACUUUGAAACCAAGGAAGCCAAAGGGAACGUGAGAGAGUUCCACCUUAUUGAUGGAGUUGCUGCUGCUAAUAAUCCAUUAUGCAUUGAUUGCGAUUGGAGAAGUAACGAAGGAGGUGCACUAAGGGAACCCGGAUUACUUCCCCUACAGACCUAUGGAUUAUCGCAAACUUCUACUUAUAUCAUUAGGGACCGGUUCAGCAAAGGUUGAAGAAAGGUACGCUGCAAAACGUGCAAGCAAAUGGGGAGUUCUGGGGUGGUUGCUGAGUGGCGGAUCCACGCCAUUGGUGGAUGUGUUUAUGCAAUCAAGUGCUGAAAUGGUUGACAUACACAUUUCAGUGGUCUUUCAGGAGGCUCUCCGGUCUGAAUCAAAUUAUCUUCAGAUUGAGGAUGAUACUUUGAGCGGGACUGUAUCUUCUAUUGAUGUCUCCACGAAGGACAACUUACAGGAUCUCGUUAAGAGGGGUGACCAGUUGUUGAAGAAACCAGUCUCAAGGGUGAACCUGGAGACUGGUGCGUUUGAAACAGUAGGGAAUGGAGAAGGAACAAACGAAGAUGCUCUUAAAAGGUCUGCUAAACUCCUUUCACAUGAAAGAAGACUUCAUGAGUCAAGAUCCCCGCAUGUGAAAACGCCCAGAAAACAUUAAUGAGCAUCGCUCGGUUACUGUAACUUCAUGAAAUUUUUCCUUUCUUGACGGGAGAAGAAGCCAACUGUACACUGUAUGCAAGCAAUAUACGUCUUCAUGGUGGAUGCAGUUAGUUCAUGCAAUCCAAGAAAUAGUAGCAUUGUGAUACUGUAGGCAAAUUUGCCAGAAGGAAAGUUCUGUAGAUUAGUACAUUUUUAAAAGGCAAUAUAAUUCAUUCAUUCUAUUAUAAAA
This is a messenger RNA of Phoenix dactylifera (date palm), 1195 nucleotides long. The record is from RefSeq and is a predicted model, not a curated record. NCBI's taxonomy places the organism in Eukaryota, Viridiplantae, Streptophyta, Magnoliopsida, Arecales, Arecaceae.